Yamadazyma tenuis ATCC 10573 is the source of this 1330-nucleotide messenger RNA. Lineage: Eukaryota; Fungi; Ascomycota; Pichiomycetes; Serinales; Debaryomycetaceae. The record is from RefSeq and is a predicted model, not a curated record.
AGUAAAAAAAAAAAUCUGUUACGUGUCUUGAUGAUAGGGGUUAUAAGUUAGGUUUCGCUUAUAUCCUCCAUGAGAACUGAAGUCGGGGUAACAGAUGUGGAGUAUGAAGUCUCUCAUGCUUUAGUCUUCAGUAAGAGGAUUAUUUGAUGCUCCAUUACUGGUUGGCCAAGUGGGCUAGCGAGAGUCUGACCCCCACCCCAAGGUUUUUUCAGAAAUAUACAAUAUUUUUACAUGGUUGUUCCUGUUGCAACGCUUCGAAAUUAAAAGGUUCUUGAUUUUAUUUCUGUGCACAAGCAGUUGAAAUAGAUAGGCGAUAUUAAUAAAUACGAUGAGAAAGGAAUCAGAGAAGGAGUUGCGACAUCCAUCUUGGAGGGGUAGUAUUUAGUCCUCACUCGAUGGGCAUCGCGAAUUCUAAUAUGGACAUUCCGGCCCUUUCCCGCUGGGACACCCACAUAAAGACAUUGGGCCACGGUACCAGCGGCCGCGUCGACCUAUAUCAAUGCCGUGGGUCCACCAUGGUGUAUGCCAUUAAAAAAUACGACCCCAAAGAAAAACACGAGGACUUCUCCGAUUAUAGAACCAGAGUGCUGAACGAGCACUUAAUUUUGUCUCGACUAAAUCAUCACAAUGUCAUACGCUCCUACAAGCUUGAGUGUCUGUGGCUCCGGUCGUCUGUGCAGUUAUACCUCCAGUAUGGCGGAAAUGCCACUCUCAAGGGCCUUAUAGCAAAAAAAUGUCCUCCCAGCGAAAUGUUCUGUUUCGUCAAACAGCUCCAACAGGGUAUCAGGUAUAUCCACUCAGAGGGCGUGUGCCAUCGGGACUUGAAGUUUGCAAAUAUCAUGAUAACCCCUCAAGGGAUCUUGAAGAUCAUCGACUUUGCUGAUGCCCGGCUUGGACCCCGGUGCUACGGAAUUAUUGGUACUAGCUCGUUCUGUGCGCCCGAAGUUUUCUCGAGCCUUGACUAUAACGGGUACAAAAUCGACGUAUGGGCGUUUGGCAUCAUCGUAUACUACUGCAUUUUCCACCGAUUCCCCUGGAAUGUUGCCAAAUCUGAAUGUGUAGAAUUUGUGGCCUUUAUAAAUUCUUGUGACUUGAAUUUGUCCAGGCUUCCCGCACAUAUCCAAACGGUGUUAACACAAUGCCUAACGGUCGACCCGACCCAAAGACCCGGCAUCGACUCUGUCGACACCAGUAGCUGGAUUGCUGGCAUCGACUGUUGUACUCCCACCAAUUCCUGUAAAUAUGACCAUUGUCGGUGGUUUAAAUAGCAUAUAGUGAAAGCCUCGCCCGCUCGUGGAUUUGUGCAAUCCUCAACAAAAUGAAUCAUAGC